Penicillium cosmopolitanum is the source of this 1821-nucleotide messenger RNA. RefSeq names its product signal recognition particle subunit SRP68. Gene Ontology annotation, cellular component: signal recognition particle, endoplasmic reticulum targeting. The record is from RefSeq and is a predicted model, not a curated record. Bases 1 to 1821 code for a protein of 606 amino acids. NCBI's taxonomy places the organism in Eukaryota, Fungi, Ascomycota, Eurotiomycetes, Eurotiales, Aspergillaceae. Gene Ontology annotation, molecular function: signal recognition particle binding; endoplasmic reticulum signal sequence receptor activity; 7S RNA binding. The transcript is spliced from 3 exons. Gene Ontology annotation, biological process: SRP-dependent cotranslational protein targeting to membrane.
AUGGAGAUCACCGAUUUCGUUUUCAAAGAGCGUGAAGAUCUUCUCCUGGUUGGCGACUACAAUGCCUAUCGGGCACACGCCACCCGCAGACUGCACAAACUCCGCAAGAAGUUGGGCCAGGCGACCCCCAAAGGCCGCAAGUACACAGCCAAACCCGCUGUGACCCCCGAGAAUGUCGGAACCAAUGUUUCUUAUGUACACCUAUUGCUUUUGGGAUCCGAACGAGCCUGGGCGCAAGCCAUGCAUAUGAAGUCGACACACUCCGCGGAUCCAGAUGCGAAAGGAAUUGCCGGUGCCACCAGACGCCAUAUUAUUUCGCGAUUGAACAAAGCUAAAGGAUAUGCGCAGCACCUAGUGGACCUGCUACACGAGCAAUCCACCACCGGUGCGAGCGACAUUGAUAUUCUUGAGGCGCGGGCCUAUUUUGCUACGAUCUCUGGAGCUCUGUGGCUGGAAAAGCGACGAUGGGAACAGUGCCUGCACGACUAUGCCAUUGCCAGAGUCAUUUAUACGGCUUUGGGACAGAAAGUCAAGAAGGAUGCUUUCCGAGACUUGCUCACCGGUACCGUCGACCCGAGUCUGCGUUAUGCGGCUUACCAAAUGAAGCUACCACGCUCAAAGCCCACCUCCUCUCUUGCGAUUGAAUACUUCCCAUCCGACUCGAAUAUCCGCUCGGAGGUGGAGAAGAUUGACCCUUCUUGUCUGGCUGAGGAGGCCGCAGGUACACGGAGAACCGCCGAGGGCGAGGUGCAGAAGCUACCCGAGUCUGUAACAUGGCGGUCGCGCACUGUUCCUCUGGACGAUGCCUCUAUCUCCCAGGCUUUGGCUGCUGCUUCGGCCGCCGAAGGACGUCUCUCUGCUUGGCUAUCCGAUGAGGGCAAGUCGGCUUCCGCUAAAGAUCAGGCUGCCGCAUACGAUAAUGUCAUCAUCGCCAGUCAGGAUGCGGUCGAUGCUACGAAAACUGCUCUCGAUGACCUUACCGGUGAGGGCGUGGAUCCCGGCGAUAAGCGCAUGCAGGCACUACAGAUCACUCGUACCGCUGUCAACUACGAGCUUGUUGGCUGGCGUAUUGGACGCAACCGUGUUCUGUGCGGCGAGCAAGAUGGUCUUGUAUUUGGCGAGGAACAGACGACCCAAGGCAAGACUGUCAAGCGUAAUGCAGGCAAUGGUAAGAAACUGAACAAGCUCCGCGAACGAGUGGUACUAUACGAUUCGACUCUGCAAAGUAUCGACUUCAUUCUUGAGCUGCCGGGAGUUGCAGCCGACUCGACCUUUGUGCAGGAUCUGGAGGCGAAGCGCCGCUAUUUCCGGGCUCUGAGAUCUUUGGCCGUCGGACGGUCUCACGGUGUGCUGGGCAAGCCUACUGAAGCACUUGCGCUUUUCGCUCAAGCUUUGGACUUGUCCCAGUCUGCGGCGUCACCUGCAUCGGCAGAAUCACAGGGGCCUCCCCGUCUAGAUGUCUCUCGGGCACAGGCAGGUGCCCUGGAGACCGCACUGCGCGGACUGGUCGCCCAGUAUCGGGGAUUGGUCACUCUGGAGCGACUGGAAGCCCAAUCCGGCCCCGGUCAGCAACGUCCGCUUGUCGAGCGCCUGCACCAGUUCCAGCAAGGAACCGACCUCAGUAACCUUGUGCCGUACCCGCCGCAGAUGAAGCCGGUUCCGGUGAAGCCUUUGUUCCUGGACGUUGCAUGGAACUACAUCGAGUAUCCCCACGAGGGUCAACAGCAACAGGAGGCCUCGGCCCCGGCGGCGGCGGCAGCGGCAGCGGCAGCAGCAGGAGAAGAGAAGAAGGGACGAGGAUGGUUCGGAUUCGGACGAUGA